This is a messenger RNA of Venturia canescens, 1563 nucleotides long. Its product is annotated as venom allergen 5.01-like. Bases 1 to 1266 code for a protein of 421 amino acids. The record is from RefSeq and is a predicted model, not a curated record. NCBI's taxonomy places the organism in Eukaryota, Metazoa, Arthropoda, Insecta, Hymenoptera, Ichneumonidae. The transcript has 6 exons.
AUGAAACACCAAAGAGCCACCAGCUUCGCUUCAUCUCGUUCCUCCACCUCCGGCGUACUCCUCUGUUUCUUGCCACCCAGCCUCUUUCUCCUACUCAUACUCCUGUUAACUAAUGCGAGUUAUUUCGUGUCAGGGAGCGACGAGGACGACCCCGGUAGUCCUGGUUACUGCCGGCUCUGCGAGCUUCACACCAUGUGUCUGUUUCCGUUCGACGACGUGGGUCCAAAGUGCAUCGACGUAGAAAGCGGCGAUCUCGAUAGUGAAGAGAUACGAUCAAUCGUUCACCAGCACAAUGUUCACCGAAACAACAUUGCCAAGGGUCUUGAGACCCGUGGAAAUCCUGGACCACAACCACCCGGCAGAAAUAUUAUGGAACUCACGUGGGACGAGGAACUCGCUCGAAUAGCACGAAGAUGGGCCCUUCAGUGCAAUCCAUCCCGAAAGGACUAUUGCCGCAACGUAGAACGUUUCCAUGUCUGGCAGAACACGAAUACCCUGAGCUUGGACGUUACGAACGAGGGUAUCUUGGAGGAUCCUGAGGAGCAUUCUGAUCCGGGGAGUGGUAUCGAGGAGGAUGUGAAUGCAACUGCAACCACAAGUCCGUUUAUGCGCAUUCGAUUUCACGUCCAAUCGUGGCUGGAUGAGGUUGAACAUUUCGAUACUGCGAGAGUCGGAUUGGUGGACUUCUCAAUGGAGAACGAGACAUCGUACGUAGCAAUUGCCUGCGCGAUGAUAACUCGUGUGGGCUGCGGUCGUGCUACGUACAGAACGUAUUUGGAGGAGGAGAGUAAGGACGAGGCUCGGGUCAGCUUGGUGCCAUCAGAAGCCACGGAUAACAAGAACGACAGUGGUAGCAGUCGAGUCGAGGUUCUCGUCUGCAAUUACGGACCUAUCGAUCCCACAACACCACAGAAUCUGUACGAAUAUGGGACACUCGAAUUUUGUCCCGAAGGAUCUUUGCCGAGUGCCGAAUACGAUCAUCUGUGCGCGCCGAGUCAAGACGUCGGUGGCUUGCUCUCGCCCGGGGAAAUGGAAUAUCGCGUGGGUAAGGAUGGUACGCUGGAUUCAAGAUGGCACGGUAUUGUUGGCUCGCCAGGAAGGCACGAUGAAAACAGUGCAGGAGAAGCAAGCAGAAACUCAGCAGUUUCGAUUGCUUUGCGAAAAACCGGGGACGCCUGUACUCGCUUUCACCCUCCUUUCCUCCAAAUUCUCAAGCUCGUUCUCCUUCACGUAAUUACUAAGACUCCAGGUGGCAGUUGUUGCUGACUUUUCAAGCUCUCCCAUUAAAUCCCCAGCCCGAACCCCCCGCCCAUCCUUAAUGCUCGCUAUCAUUCUCACCUUCCAUUCCACCCGAAUGAACCGAAUAUUUUUAAAGCAUAAUUCAAUAAAAAAAAAAUGAAAUUUAUUCUACAAUGAACUCGGAAGCAUUUUAAUUUUAUCGAAUGAGGGCAUUGUACUGUAUAUAAUGUCGCAGCUUCUUUCGAAUCUAUGUAAGUAUUCGUAGAACAAAAUGAAAAUUCGAUCAAAAUUCGUCAAAUUUCCACGUGUAAUGAAAUAAAAACG